AAGUGGCUACGGCGAACCGGGUAAACAAAAGCUAGCCGCCGUGAAGUUUACAAAAUGGCGACCGCGAAAUCUCUGCAACCAAGAAUCAUCUCUUCCUUUCUCGGAAACAACAACUCUAUUCGAUCAACGCAGCCUCUUCCCCAUCUCUUCCGCUUCCAUUCAGGAAGAAGGCAUGUUUCGAUGCAAUUAUCAAGGACCUUUUCGGGAUUAACCAAUCUUCUGUUUAAUACAAGAAACGUAGAUGAAGUUGUUGAUGGGAAGAGAAAACGUCUGAAACCAGGAAACGUGUCUCCACGUCGCCCUGUCCCUGCCCAUAUAACCAAACCUCCUUACGUUGAGUCUUUUAAAGUCCCCGGAAUCUCAAGUGGGCUUGAGAUUCACGACAAGGAAGGUAUAGCGAGGAUGAGAGCUUCUGGGAGGCUCGCAGCUAGAGUUCGUGAAUACGCUGGGACUUUGGUUAAGCCGGGUGUGACGACAGAUGAGAUUGAUGAAGCGGUUCACAACAUGAUUAUAGAGAACGGAGCUUAUCCUUCGCCUCUUGGCUACGGAGGUUUCCCUAAAAGUGUUUGCACGUCUGUGAAUGAGUGCAUUUGCCAUGGCAUCCCUGAUUCACGACCGCUUGAGGAUGGAGAUAUAAUCAACAUUGAUGUCACUGUUUAUUUGAACGGCUAUCACGGUGAUACUUCAGCUACUUUCUUCUGUGGUGAUGUCGACGAGAAAGCUAAAAAGCUUGUUCAGGUGACUAAAGAGUCUCUUGACAAAGCCAUAUCGAUAUGUGGUCCUGGUGUUGAGUACAAGAAAAUUGGCAAAAUCAUUCAUGAGCAUGCAGAUAAGCAUAAGUAUGGAGUGGUUAGAGAAUUUGUAGGCCACGGUAUUGGACGUGUCUUCCAUGCUGAUCCUGUUGUUCUUCACUUUCGGAACAAUGAAGCUGGACGUAUGGUCUUGAAUCAAACCUUCACUAUUGAACCAAUGCUUACCAUAGGAAGCAGAAAACCGGUUAUGUGGGAUGAUAAUUGGACCGUGGUAACAGAAGAUGCUAGCCUCUCUGCGCAAUUCGAGCAUACCAUUCUUAUUACCAAAGAUGGAGCUGAGAUUCUAACCGUCUGUUAAGAAAAAAAUUGAUUCUCAAAUUGAUCUUUUAUUGGAAUGUAACGCAAAAAGCCAACUUGGUAUGUAUGAAAACCAUAUUCAUAUAUUCUGAUAUUCAAAUA
Molecule: messenger RNA, 1211 nt
Organism: Raphanus sativus (radish)
Lineage: Eukaryota; Viridiplantae; Streptophyta; Magnoliopsida; Brassicales; Brassicaceae
Product: methionine aminopeptidase 1D, chloroplastic/mitochondrial
Exons: 7
Coding region: 55-1110 (351 amino acids)
Biological process (GO): proteolysis
Molecular function (GO): metalloaminopeptidase activity
Source: RefSeq, a predicted model, not a curated record